Raphanus sativus (radish) is the source of this 944-nucleotide messenger RNA. RefSeq lists its product as uncharacterized. Bases 189 to 944 code for a protein of 251 amino acids. Lineage: Eukaryota; Viridiplantae; Streptophyta; Magnoliopsida; Brassicales; Brassicaceae. The transcript has 2 exons. The record is from RefSeq and is a predicted model, not a curated record.
AUGGCGGAUAGCUUUACGGCUUCUCAUCUUCAGAAGCACUUGGGAAUGACCCGAUUGAUAUUCUUGUGGAUGACCAAGACGCUGCGGUUGCACAGAACAUCACUCGGCGUUGCGGCUGCAGAGAGAGCUGGACUGGUGAGUUUCCUGUCAAGAACAAAGCAGGAGACAGGUUUUCAGUAGUGACUACCAUGUCUCCUUUCUACAAUAAUGAUGGCUCUCUUAUUGGGAUCAUUUGUGAUAACGAUGCUGCUCUUUUUCAAGACCCGAGAGCCUCUCAGGUUAAGACAAGGGGGAAAGAAGGGGAAACGAGCUUUAGCCGGGUGACUAAUAGUGUUGCAUCUAAGCUCGGUCUUGACUCCAAAGAGGCUGUUGUCUCGAAACUUGGGCUUGAUUCUCAGCAGCCUAUACAAGUCGCUAUUAAAUCCAAGAUAUCAGAUUUGGCAUCCAAUGUGGGGAACAAGGUCAGGUCGAAGAUGCAAGCAUGUGAUAACAGCGCUGCACACCAUGAGGGUGGAAGUGGGGACAGUCAUCAUUCGGAUCAAGGCUUCUUCGAAGCUGCUUUAUUUGAACGGAAGGAGGAUGCAUGUGCCAGCACAGCUAGAGGGGAUUUUAUCCUGUCUCUUUUCGGUGUGUUCUUGCGUAGGGAUAAGUCUUCUUCAAAGCCCUUCAGAGAUUCCAGUUAUGAAAAUGAUAUUCCUAAGAAACUUGCCUCAAAAGCUGAAGAAUGGAUGGCAAAGAAAAGAUCGUCGUGGCCAUGGAAAGGGAAUGAACAAGAAGGUUUGGGAGGAACGUGUGGUCAUUCGGUCUGGCCUUGGGUGCAGAACGAACCGCAAAAAGAACAAGCUCAUCAGAGUAAUAAGGCUGUUAAUAUUGAGGCUGUGGGCGGGUUUUGGUCUUCUUCUCUUUAUGUGAACAGCACAAUGGAUUACAUAUACAGACUGUAA